CUGUGUUGUGUUACAGGCAUGAGGGCGAAAUUUUGUGUUUUGGUGUACGUAUUAUAUUUAUUGUUACAACGUGUGAAUAAUGUUGGCCACGUUCAUUGUCACAACGUUUACAGAAAAACAUGAACGGAAAAGAAGAUACCUCCUUUUCACUCCGAGUACGCAAUGGGGAGUAUUCAUCACUGUGUCCAUGCCUUUACAUCCAGAAACCACAGUGAGUGUGGCUUGGUUCCUCGAAGCCAACUACUACAACGUUGAUAAUGCUACUUACUUCGAGCCCCUGCUAGGGGAUAUAGCAACACUAUCAAGAAAUAAACGAAGUGUUAGCACACAGAUAAACGGAUUCACAAGGAGCUUUAUGUACACUGCGCUGGAGAAAUUGUUACAAAAUCACGGAGCGAAAGGUCGGCCAUGCUUACUAAGGGCAAUCUGCGAGAACGCCACAUCACAUCUCCUACACGACGGCUUAGUUGGCGAUUUGCUCCACCUAUUGCUAACGCCAUCCACAUCUAUGUCUGAAGAUGCCCUGGACGAUAUUUACUAUGAAGCGGAGUACCUCGGCAUGGACGGCUAUUGUGACCACUACGCCGAUGGGUGCCCAACUAACCCCUUAGAUCUGAUGUCUGUCUUCAUUGAAAAGCUUUGAGUUAAAGAUUAAAUAAAAAUGUUAAUGUUU
Messenger RNA from Amyelois transitella, 673 nucleotides. RefSeq lists its product as uncharacterized. Bases 80 to 643 code for a protein of 187 amino acids. The record is from RefSeq and is a predicted model, not a curated record. The transcript is spliced from 6 exons. NCBI's taxonomy places the organism in Eukaryota, Metazoa, Arthropoda, Insecta, Lepidoptera, Pyralidae.